CGGAAAUGCCCGAAGUGAAGAAAUCGGAGCGGGAGCCUGACGGAAAAGUUCGAAAGAGACCGGAAAUACCCGAGACGCAGCAUCUGCAUCUCUUGGGUCCUUCGUAGUCACUCCUCCACCGAAGAUCCCAACAUGGCUCCCAAGAAGCCCGAGCCUAAGAAGGAGGCAGCCAAGCCAGCCCCAGCUCCUGCGCCAGCCCCUGCUCCAGCUCCUGAGCCCCCUAAGGAACCUGCCUUUGACCCCAAGAGUGUAAAGAUAGACUUCACCGCCGACCAGAUCGAAGAGUUCAAAGAGGCCUUUUCGUUAUUUGAUCGGACCCCAACGGGAGAGAUGAAGAUCACCUACGGGCAGUGUGGAGAUGUGCUGCGGGCUCUGGGCCAGAACCCCACCAAUGCCGAGGUGCUGCGUGUCCUGGGCAAGCCCAAACCCGAAGAGAUGAACGCCAAGAUGCUGGACUUCGAGACCUUCCUGCCCAUCCUGCAGCACAUCUCCCGCAACAAGGAGCAGGGCACCUACGAGGACUUCGUGGAGGGGCUGCGAGUCUUUGACAAGGAGAGCAACGGCACGGUCAUGGGCGCCGAGCUUCGGCACGUCCUUGCCACCCUGGGAGAGAAGAUGUCGGAGGCUGAAGUGGAGCAGCUGUUAGCUGGGCAAGAGGAUGCCAAUGGCUGCAUCAAUUAUGAAGCCUUUGUCAAGCACAUCAUGUCUGGAUGAAAGAGAUCCCUCCAGGGGCCUGACCCUUGGCCUUAGCCAUCCAGGCUGAGUAAGCAAGAAGCCCGGAGUGACGUGCUGAGAUGGAGUCCUGGACUCACACCGCCCACAGCCCAGGGGCUCCCAGGACCUCAGUUCUCCUGUAAAUAAACAGCUCUGGCAAGGCGGGGCUGAGUUCCCUGA
Tupaia belangeri chinensis (Chinese tree shrew) is the source of this 894-nucleotide messenger RNA. RefSeq names its product myosin light chain 4 (gene MYL4). The record is from RefSeq and is a predicted model, not a curated record. Gene Ontology annotation, biological process: cardiac muscle contraction. Bases 133 to 714 code for a protein of 193 amino acids. Gene Ontology annotation, cellular component: A band; myosin II complex. NCBI's taxonomy places the organism in Eukaryota, Metazoa, Chordata, Mammalia, Scandentia, Tupaiidae. The transcript has 8 exons. Gene Ontology annotation, molecular function: actin monomer binding; calcium ion binding.